CGUGGUUCGCGGUAGGCCCUCCAGACACUAUUUUUUUGGCGAAUGUGGCCCUGCCAAAUUGUAAACAAAUAACUAUUUUAAUACUCUUUUGCAACAUUUAGACAUUCUAAGUUGUAAUAUAGGUAUUUAAUGGGCUUAUGGCAAUCCAUUGUUGAAAUAAAAUCGGCGGACAAUCGUGUUGACCAGUUUAUAGGUUAACUAAUACUUCACCAAAAAAACAUCAAAAAAUGUGUGAAGAUUUAAAGAUAUUGAAGCAAGGAGCCGAAGCGAAGCUGUACAUCUGUAAUUACCUCGGGAAACCUACGCUAAUCAAAGAGAGGUUUGAGAAGAAAUAUCGGCAACCUGAGCUCGAUGUCGUCAUCACCAAGGAGCGCAUAAAAAAUGAAGCCAGGGCUAUAGUUCGUUGUAAAGCAGCCGAUGUCAAAACUCCAGCGUUGUAUUUAGUAGAUUUCGAGCGUAGACGCAUAUACAUGCAACAUUUCGUGCACAGCGUCACAGUAAAAGACUUCAUAAUAAACUUUUUUACAAAACAUCAACAGAAUGGCUCGGGCGAUAGUCCAAACAGCCUUAACAAAAUUGCUAUACUAAUCGGGCAAACUGUGCGAAAAUUACAUGAACAUAACAUCAUUCAUGGAGAUUUAACUACAUCAAAUAUGUUAUUAGUGAAUAAUAACUCAAAUUCCGAUGACUCUUGGUUAGAUGUAGACAAUGUGGAAUUAGUCAUGAUUGAUUUUGGAUUAUCGUCCUUUGACACAAGUGCGGAAGAUAAGGGGGUGGACUUGUAUGUCCUAGAGAGGGCGCUGAUAAGCACCCAUAAUGACUACCCGGAGAUAUUUAGUAAAAUACUGAAAGCAUAUAAAAGUUACAGCAAAAAUAAUGUAAAGGAAAUUAUUGGCAAGUUUGAAGAAGUCAGGGCAAGAGGAAGAAAGAGGACAAUGGUGGGAUAGAAUUGUAAAUAAAAAGUGUUAUAUAAUUUAA
Messenger RNA from Cydia strobilella, 978 nucleotides. RefSeq names its product EKC/KEOPS complex subunit TP53RK (gene Prpk). Gene Ontology annotation, molecular function: protein serine/threonine kinase activity; ATP binding. The record is from RefSeq and is a predicted model, not a curated record. Gene Ontology annotation, cellular component: cytosol; EKC/KEOPS complex; nucleus. NCBI's taxonomy places the organism in Eukaryota, Metazoa, Arthropoda, Insecta, Lepidoptera, Tortricidae. The transcript has a single exon. The coding region runs from base 228 to 947 and encodes 239 amino acids. Gene Ontology annotation, biological process: protein phosphorylation.